CUCGCACACUUCACUGCUGAUGUUGUCUCAGGCAGGAAGGAGGGCAGCUGGACCACCGAAGACAUGCUGGGAAAUUUCAGUGUCCAGUGUGCUUUACCGACAGCUGCGUCGCUGAGUCUGCUGAGUCUUCUGUGUCUUCUGUGUCUGCGAUGUAAAAAGAAGUCCAAGACCAUACACGAGGAAACUCAAGUAUACGACACGCAGACAUUCCAUCGAGGGGGCAGCAGGUUCGCUGUCGUGCGCUCAAAAACAGUCACCAGAGUCAACCAAAUGACCCCACGUGACUCCAACGCUGACUGUUAUUCAGCUGUUUAUUUAAAUGAUGCAUCACCGUCGAGAAGCUGGGAGCAUAUUUAUGUGAAUCCUCUCCCCAUGCCGGUGUAUGAAAAUGACGCGAGGACAAAAGAUGCUCACCAGCUCUUGAUGGGCGACUACGAAAACGUUCCCGCAGCGGCGCCCAAAAGCGACGACGACGACUACGAGAACUCUGAGUUCUUGGCACAAACAGCUCAGGGCGGUGAGGACACGCUCGCCACUUGCGCGCUCUUUUUGUAGGACGGACGUCCAUGUUGACGCUUUUCUCCCGCGCCCGGGUGUCGCCUUCUACGCCGUGGAAGGGGAAGCCUGCAGCUGACGUGGACGACAUGGACUCGGUCUAUACAUUCGCCACCGAGCCCUGUUAACACAUUAUCACGGGACUGUUGAUCGUGGCUCGCCGUUACAACGCCGCUACUUAACGCAGCUCGCACACACCUGGUCUGCCAGAGCAUAAGAGGACGUGGCGACUUUGUUGCUAUAUUUAUUCAGUAUUCUCUUUGACCUGAAUGGAAUGAAGAAUUUUGAUAUUAAAAGCAACAAAAAAGGUAAAUGUCCUUUUCAUGUUUACUAUUUGGCCUAUUGAUCAUAUGUGCACGUUUCAUAUUCCUUUCUGCACGGAUGUUGUUUUUAAAAAAAUGAUUUUUAAUCCAUCGGAUAACAGUAUCAGUGCAGCGUCGAUACAGCUGGUGAUUGUGCCACACACUCACUUACACAUCACAU
This is a messenger RNA of Entelurus aequoreus (snake pipefish), 1038 nucleotides long. Its product is annotated as LAT2 domain-containing protein. NCBI's taxonomy places the organism in Eukaryota, Metazoa, Chordata, Actinopteri, Syngnathiformes, Syngnathidae. Bases 64 to 555 code for a protein of 163 amino acids. The transcript has 10 exons. The record is from RefSeq and is a predicted model, not a curated record.